CAGAAAACUGCAAAACCGUAAAGUGAUCAUCAUGGACAAACACAAAUUUGAAGAUGGCGACCCAAGUACGAAUCGAGCUUUUGUAAGUGAGUGAACUCUUUGUUGAAAGAGAUGAAAAGAUGCUUCAAAAAUAGAUCAAAAGUCACAAAGAAAAAAAAGUCAAAAGCGAAGCCAAAAAAAAAGUCAGCAAUUUGUGAAUUCAAAGUGCGAUGAAAAAAUUCAUCACAACCAAAUCGCGACCCAAAGAAGAAAACCAAGUCAAACAGCAAGAAGAAGAAGAACAAGAAGAGUCAGUGCAACACGAAGCCAAAGCUGGUGAAGAAGAAAAAGAAACUUCCGUCAGUGUCAUUGCUGGAUCAUCAUCAUCAUCAACGCCGUCGUUGGCGGUCACAGUCAUGACAUUGAAUUCACCCGCCAGUAAGCAGCAGCACCUGAUGGCUGGAGGUGGAUCCAUCUCCGGCGGAACGACGACGACGACGACAACGUUGCUGGAAGUUCCACCUGGGUCACCACAGCCGACGUCACCGCCAAACCAUCACCAUGGCGGCGGAAUUAUUACCAUCAGCAAGCCCAAGCCAACUGCGAUCGGUGGCAGCUCCUCGACCUCGACGGCCGCACAAGUCAAGAUGUGCGGUUAUCUUAAAAAGAAGAGAAAUAAGAUGGGCGGCUGGCGGAAGAUGUACUUCAUCCUGCAGAACCAACUGCUGCUCUCCUACUCAUCGAAAGACGACUACGAGAAGAAGCUCGCCCCCUUCAAGGACAUCAUCAACCUGGUCCCGGGGACGGUCAUCAUUCCGACCACCGGGCCCCGGUUCACCAUCGAGACCAACUCCAAAGUGCUGUACACGUUUCGCUGCGAUGAUCAUAAAAGUUGUUCCGAGUGGAUAACUGCAUUGCUCGACAGUCUCAAAGGUGACGGCGGCGGUGGCAGCGGCGAUAAAAAGUACAGCCACCUCUCCAAGGGCCUUCACGGGGGCAACCUGCACCACCAGCUGAGCCACCGAUCGCUCUCCUCGCUGUCGUCUUCGUCCUCGUCCGCUUCCUCGACCGCUUCCUGUUACGCCACGGACGAUCCCUCCAAGAUGGCCAUCACGUCGAUCCGGCGCCUGCAGCAGCAGCAGCAUCAGAACCUGCACUCCCGGCCCCUCGUCGACAACCGCCAGCUGGCCUCGCUUUCCGCACCGAACCUGUUCUACGGCUUUGCCAGCAACGGCAACAACGUCAAAAUUGGCAAACUGGUCCAGCUGCCCGUCGGAGUAGGAGCGGGAGGAGGUGAUAAGAAGUUCAAGAUACUGACCAUCAACGAGGUCGAGGACGACGGGGAAAACGAUGAAAAGCCAGCAACAGUUGCAGCACCAACAACAACAACAACAACAUCGCUAGAAGCAUCGCGUAGCAACGCUGCUCGCAGUAUCACCAGUAACGGCAUUCGAGGGGACAAACCCAAAGCCAACUACGACGAGCCAGACGGCAACGAGCAAAGCAAAACGGUGCCCGCCGUCGGCAGCGAACACGUGGCCAAGGGAGGAGAGACGAAGAAGCCAGAGGACAACAACAACAACAACAACAGCAACUUCCGCCUGCAUCCGACGAAUCUGGAGCAACUGCAUCAGUCCAGUGAGGUGUGUCGGAUCAACAGUAUGUUUGGCGGCGGUGGCGGCGGCUUGAAAAAACUGUCCGCGGCCAAACGGUUCCGGAAUGCGGCCCUCGGGUUGACCAACGGCGUCAACGAUGGGUUCAACCUGGCCGCAAGCACCGGCGAUUUGCGGCCAAUCAACGGCGCGGCCAUUGGGCCAGAUGGUGGCGGUGGUGCGGUGGCCGGCAACAAUAAUCGCGGAAUCACCGUCGGCAGUGGCAGUGUAACAGAUCUGCGAAAAUUGAGCGCCAAAACGAAGCCGGCGAAGGCGAUGAUGACGACGCUGGAGCCGAAACCGCUUACCGAUAUCAAUCACAACAAUCUGGCCAAGUGGAGCGCGGAAAGCAUCACCAUCGAGCUGACGGCAAAUGGGUUCCACCUUGCUGGGGCCGGCAAACUGAGUGCCGGAUCAACGGACACACUGUACAGGAAGGCCUCGUCGGCGUCCGAAAAGCCACCGAAAGGUCGCAGCCGCAGCAACAGCCACAACAAUCUGUCCUCUAGUCAGCCUCAGCAACUCCACACCAGCCGGACCAACCUGAACCGGUCACCGGCGGCUGCGGCGUCGUCCACCGUUGAAGGUCGCGCCGUUCCGUCCAAGCGGAGCAACGGUGGUGGCGGAGUGUAUGAGGAAAUCGCCGAACCGGUGGUGGCCAUUAGCGGCGAACCAAUUUACGCGGUCGUCGAUUUGAGUGCGAAAAAGGCACGCCGGUUGAACCAGCGCAACGGUGGCGGAGAGGACGAGCCCGACGGUCAGAUGAUCAAGGUGGACAUGGUGCGGGACAGUGAGACGGGGCGGCUCAAGGAAAAGUCCAAGAGUGCGAAUUUGGUGGUGGUGCCGAUUGGGGGAAGCUAUCCAGUUGGUAACAACGACUACGAAGAGUUGAACGAGCUGGCGCUGGCGGGAUUCGCCAAUUUUGGAGACGAUCAGGAAAACUCGAACGAUGGCGAGAAUAUUUACGAGCCGAUCAACAUCCCGGAAACCCCGCUAACAUCAUCCGCCUCACCCCUGCCUCAACCCGCCGCCGCCGCCACCUCAGGCGGCUCUUCCCAGAUGAACAACCUGUGGCGCAACCUCAAAAAGAUGAACAUUAACCAGCUGAUCAAGCGAAACUCCCCGUCCAAAGAAGACCCGCGACCUUCUCCCGUUCUCCCAAACAGCAGCCAACAGAACCAAAGAUACACCACCCAAGAGGACGAAGAAGAAGAGCCCGACGAGACGGAGCCGGAGGAAGAGGCCGCAAAAACGACGACGUUCAGCGAGCUGAGCAAAAAGUUUGGCCACCACCGGCGCUCGAUCAAGAACAAGAUGCGCGUGCUGGUGGACCGCGGAGGCCAACAACCGUCGCCGACCUGCUCGGACGCCACCACCGCCAGCAAGAUGAGCGCGUCGGACGAAAGGCUGCGCAAGGCGUCGGACAGCCGCGCCCUGUUUGCCACCUUUGGGCGGAACAAAAAGUCCCGCAAGUCGCUGUCGUUUGACGAUUUCAUCCCGCGGAAGAAGCACCAUCAUCAUUACGGUGGUGGCGUCGGAGUGCUGUGCAAAAGUGACAAAGUCAACAACGACAAGCUGCACAAGGAGCUGAAGCGGCAACUUUCGAAGCGGUCCGACAGCAGCAGUGGCGGUGGGAGCAGCAUCAAUGAGAACAAGAAUAGUAUAGAGUUGUAGUUGUAGUAGGCGUGUGUGUCUAUAACGUACUUUUGUUUUAGAUUUAGUUUUUAAUUCGCGCGUCCCUACUCUGGUAGCCAAGUGAAUAAAGUGGUUUUU
Molecule: messenger RNA, 3404 nt
Organism: Culex pipiens pallens (northern house mosquito)
Lineage: Eukaryota; Metazoa; Arthropoda; Insecta; Diptera; Culicidae
Exons: 7
Coding region: 210-3305 (1031 amino acids)
Source: RefSeq, a predicted model, not a curated record